Molecule: messenger RNA, 2688 nt
Organism: Nicotiana attenuata
Lineage: Eukaryota; Viridiplantae; Streptophyta; Magnoliopsida; Solanales; Solanaceae
Exons: 10
Coding region: 1-2688 (895 amino acids)
Molecular function (GO): helicase activity
Source: RefSeq, a predicted model, not a curated record
AUGAUCAGUGUAUAUAACUUAAAUCUUUUUGAAUAUUGUCCCCAAACAAUUACUGCCUCUGCCGAGGGUCUUCGGAAACAGCCAUAUCUUCACAAGUUGUAUACAAAUUACUGCCUCUGUCUUGUUUUUGUAUAUGGCGAGUUCCGAAGUAGCAAAGGUUAUGGCCAAUGCCGGCCUGAACUGGAUAUGGCCUUCCAAAGUGAAGUUGAAGCCUAUGUUGCUCGGACUCUCCGAAAUGCUGCUGCAUCCGUGUCGGUUCCUCCAAUUACAUUUGAAGGAUUCGACAUGCUCCCGGCGACAUUGUCGGAGAGUCCGAGCAACAGAGGUUGCAGCCUUGCGCAGUGGAAGGUGUCAAAAAUUCCAGAGACAUUCUUGUCAACUGAUCAUUACUUGAAAUCAUUCAUUACUCCACUUAUUGAAGAAACACAUGCUGAUUUGCUCUCAAGCAUGUUCACAGUUUCAAAAGCCGCUGCUCUUGAGGUUCUUGGCGUCGAAAAAUCAGAAAAAUUUAAGCCUCCCAAGAGUUUAUAUUACGAGAUUUUGUUGAAGAGCGCGUUAGAGGGUGAGAAAAUUGAAGCAAAAUAUAAACCCGAGAAUGGAGAUUUGAUUGCACUAACAGAUGUGAGGCCAAGAAGAAUUGAAGAUUUGAACAGGCCUAAGAGAUCUUAUCACAUUGCUAUAGUUCAAGGGAUUGAAGAUGAAGAUUCAUUUUGUAUACCUAUCCUGUCUUCGAAGCCUAUUUCAUUUCAGAAACAUAACGUUGAAAAGGGUGAACGAGGGGACAAGCUUUUUGUUGUGAUUCUUUCUAAUUUGACGACAAAUGUGCGAAUAUGGAAUGCUUUGAAUUCAGACCAGGAAAAUGCAAACCUGAAGAUCAUUAAGACUGUGCUGACAAUUGAUCCAAAUAUUGCUUUACUUUCUGGGGAAGUAGAUUGCUCUCUUUGCUCCGGCAAAGAAUCUAAAACUAAUGCUAUAUCAAAUUCAAGGGCCGUGAUUCAGUCUUUUGGGCUAGACGAUGCUCAACAAGAGGCGGUUCUAAGUUGUAUUGCAACAAGAGAAUGUGGUCACCGGAACACAGUUAAGUUAAUUUGGGGUCCUCCAGGAACUGGAAAGACUAAAACAGUUGCCUCCUUAAUCUAUGUUCUGUUAAAAAUGAAAUGCAGAACUCUGACUUGCACUCCUACGAACAUUGCUGUGUUGGGAGUUACAAAGAGGCUGAUGCAACAUGUACUAGAUGGUCUAGUAUACGACACUUAUGGUUUAGGAGACAUAAUUUUAUUUGGUAACGGGAAAAGAAUGAAGAUCGAUGAUCAUGAAGAAGAUCUGUUCGAUAUAUUUCUUAAGAACCGUGUUGAUGCCCUUGUUAGCUGUUUGUCACCAAAUACUGGGUGGAGAAUUGGUGUGCAAUCCAUGAUAAGUUUGCUCGAGGAUCCUGAAGAGCAAUAUAGUAAGUACAAAGAAAAUGAAGAAAAAAAGGAAAUUGACAACAAGAAGGCGGCAUCAAAAGAUACACAAAUUUCUCAAAGGAGGAACAACUCGAGAGCAGAUGAUGAAGCGAACAAGAUCAAGAACGAAGGGGAGGCAAGCAAAAAAGAAGCCAUUGUUUGGACAUUUGAGGAGUUUGUUAUCAAAAGAUUCAAAUGGAUACAGAACCAGUUAAUAUUUUGUCUGACAAGCUUGUACACUCAUGUACCUACUUCGUUCGUUCCACUAAAAGUAGCUAAGGAAAUGAUCAGACUACUUGCAAUGCUUCAAACUCUUGGAAAGUUGUUUGCCACUGCGGAAACUUCUGGAGGAAACACGGAAUGCCUAAAAGUAUUGAAAUUUCUUAGUGCGAGUAUCUCUCUUCCCAAUUUAAUCUUUGACUACCAAAUUCGAAGUUUUUGUCUAAAAGGUGCAUGCUUGAUUUUCUGCACUGCUUCUAGCUCAUCGAAAUUACACACAGACGGAACGACACCACUUGAGAUGGUGGUAAUUGAUGAAGCUGCUCAGCUGAAAGAAUGUGAAUCCACUAUUCCUUUACAACUCCCAGGUCUGCGCCAUGCUAUACUCAUCCUUGAUGAGAAACAAUUGCCGGCUAUGGUUCAGAGCAAGAUCUGUGAGAAGGCUGACUUUGGCAGAAGCUUAUUUAAGAGGCUGGUAAUUUUAGGACACAAGAAGCACCUUCUUAAUGUUCAAUAUAGGAUGCAUCCAAAAAUCAGUCUGUUCCCAAAUAGUGAGUUCUAUGAGAAGAAAAUAACGGAUGGUCCUAAUGUAAAAGCCGCGAUAUAUGAGAAGAGAUUUCUUGAAGGAGAUAUUUUUGGCUCCUAUUCAUUUAUUAAUGUAAGUAGUGGAAAUGAGGAGAUUGAUGACAAGCACAGCACGAGAAAUAUGGCAGAAGCUUUCGUUGUAUCUGAGAUAGUUGCCAACCUUCAUAAACAAUCUGUAUCUUCGAAACAAAAAGUCCGUGUUGGUUGUAUAUCUCCUUACAAGGCUCAAGUUUUUGCUAUUCAGCAAAUCCUUGGCAAGAAAUAUAACACAGAUGUUAACAGUGACUUCUCAGUGAAUGUUCGUUCUGUUGAUGGUUUUCAAGGGGGUGAAGAAGAUGUUAUAAUUAUCUCCACUGUUCGUUGUAAUGGACGUGGAUCGGUUGGUUUCCUUUCUAAUCUUCAGAGAGCAAAUGUAGCACUGACUCGAGCAAGGUACUAA